AUGCUCCUCAUCCCACUGCCAGCCUGGCUGGCUCUGGGCAUCCUGCAGCUGCCCCUUGGCAGUUCCCAGGAAUGCCUGAACCGGCAGCAGGCACUCAGCGUGGUGCAGCAAAUGCAGAAGCUGCUGGUGGCACAGGAGACUGCCCACCUGCAGGGCACACGCGGGCUCCGGCACCAGCUUUCCAUCCUCCAGAGCCGCCUCCAGAGACCAGCCACCAAAUACAAUGAGAUGUGUCCACAGCUGGCAGUGCCCCUGAAUGGACGGAUGCUGGGCCGGAGCCUGCGGGUGGGCCACGAGGUUCACUUUGUCUGCGACACCGGCUUCCGGCUGGUGGGCUCGGAGACGCGCGUGUGCCGGCACAACCGCACGUGGAGUGGCACCCAACCUUUCUGCAGAAGUAUUGAUGACUGCUCCAGCAACCCGUGUGCCAACAGCGGGACCUGCGUGGAUGGCAACCAGAGCUACACGUGCCUCUGCCCCCCAGGCUGGUCAGGCCCCAGCUGCCAGAGCCCCAUCUACUCCUACUGGGUGACUCUGAGCAACACCUCCUUCAGCCGCCAGCCCCGCUGUGCCGAGGGCCGCUCGGGCUCCCGGCGCUGCAGCUGUGACACCGGCUUCCAGCUGCAACCUGGUGGCGUGUGCCAAGAUGUGGAUGAAUGCCAGCUCUACCAGUCCAGCCCCCAGACGCAGAUUUGCCUCCAUGACUGCCUCAACCUCCCUGGCUCCUAUCGCUGCCUCUGCCCCCCUGGGUAUCUGCUCCAUGCUGACCGCAAUGCCUGUGAGGACGUGAAUGAGUGCACUGGGAAGCAGCACAACUGCAGCCAGGGUGACCUCUGCAUCAACACCUUCGGGGGCCACCGCUGCGUGCGCCCCAAGUGCCCCCCGCCACGCCACAACACCAGCUAUGUCAAGACCUCUGCCUUCCAGUGCGAGAGGAACCCCUGCCCCAUGGACAGCAGAGCCUGCCAGCUGGCUGCCAGCUCCAUCUCCUUCCACUACCUGCCACUCCAGGCCAACCGCACUGUGCCCCGUGUCCUCUUCAAGAUGUCCACCACCCGCUUCGUGGGUGACAGCCUGCGCUUCGCCAUCACGGGCGGGCGGGGCCAGGGCGUCUUCGCCGUGCGGCGCUCAGACCGGCAGACGGGAGAGCUGCUGCUCACCAGCCCUGUGGCAGGGCCAGCCACGCUGGAAGUGGAGCUGGAGAUGAGCGAGUUCUCCCACAAAGUCCUCCUGGGCAAGCACAUCUUCAAGGUCACAGCUUUUGUGUCCCCAUAUGUCUUUUGA
Poecile atricapillus (Black-capped chickadee) is the source of this 1284-nucleotide messenger RNA. RefSeq names its product fibulin-7-like. Gene Ontology annotation, molecular function: calcium ion binding. The coding region runs from base 1 to 1284 and encodes 427 amino acids. The transcript is spliced from 9 exons. NCBI's taxonomy places the organism in Eukaryota, Metazoa, Chordata, Aves, Passeriformes, Paridae. The record is from RefSeq and is a predicted model, not a curated record.